AUGGCCGCCUCAUCCGCCGCCGCGCCUCUUCGAUUAUCGAUAUCCAUCACCGCCUUCUUCUUAUUAUUCGCGCUACUCUUUCCCAGUCCAAUUCUCUGUGGUCCGAUCUCUGUCACUUCCAUUAGCCCCAACUUCACGGCUUCUUACCUCGAGUUCGUGGACAGCUCCGCCCCCGGCGCGUUCCUGACUUCUCGCAACAACUCAUUCCAAGCCCGGUUAACCAACCCUAAGCCCGAAUCGGCGUCCUACUACUUCGCCGUAGUCCAUGUCAUCUCCAACACCAUCGUCUGGUCGGCCAAUCGCAACGCCCCCAUUUCGCAAUCCGGUGAGCUUCGCCUGUCUAGCCGCGGACUCUCUCUCUACAACGAUACGGGUCAAAUUUCCUGGUCAACGCCUCGUAACCUCUCGUCCGUCUCCUCUCUGCAGCUCAUGGAAUCGGGAAAUCUGGUGUUGCUCGAUUUCGCCAACAACACUUUGUGGCAGAGUUUCGAUUAUCCAACCGACGUGAUCGUGGUGGGACAGAGGUUCCCGAUUGGUAAAUCAUUGGUGUCCUCGGUGAGCGACGAGGAUCUAUCGGAAGGUAGCUAUAGACUCUCCCUAGGAGAAAAUGAUGCUAUGCUGCAGUGGAAUGGGAUUAGCUAUUGGAAGCUGUCAAUGGAGACAAAGGCUGUCAGGGACUCAUACUCUGCUGUUAAAUACAUGAUGUUAAAUUUCACCGGUGUGUACUUGAUCGGAGAUGGUGGGAUGGUGGUGUUUCAGAUCAUCCCGAGUGAGGCUUUUAAGAGCUCAUCGGAUUUUGUGAUGGUGAAGUUGGAUCCCUACGGGGUUUUGGGCAUCGUGAAGGUGGAUACUAGGGACGGCUCGAGGGAGCAAUAUUUCGAGGCCCCAGCUGAUAACUGCCGGAUCCCGUUUGUGUGCAGGAGUUGUGGUGUGUGUACUAAUGGAGGUUCGUGUCAGUGCGCACCAGGGUUUCAUCCUGAUCCUAAGAGUAUUCAUGGCGAUUGUGUACCCACGAAUCGGUCUCUGGCUUUAUCUGCAGGUCCUUGUGGCAUAUCAUCAUCGAAUGAUAUGAAGGAGAUUAAUUAUUUGGAGAUGAGAGAGGAUUUGGAUUAUUUCUCGAAUGAUUUUAUGGACCCCGUGAUGGACAACAUGAACCUUUCCGCAUGCAAAGGGUUGUGCUCCAGGAAUUGUUCCUGUUUGGGCUUCUUCUACAGUGGGAAUACCAGCUUCUGCUACAUGAUCAUGGACUACCUCGGCUCAUUUCUGAUCAAGUCCAGCUCCUCCCGGGAUGCAAACCGUCUGGGAUUUAUCAAAGCCUUGGAGGAGAGAAAUUCUGGUGGAGACUCCUCAGGGAAAAAAUCCGGUUUCCCCAUAACAGCUGUUGUCCUGCUGCCAUCGUCCGGGGUUGUGCUGAUUGCCCUGGUAGGAAUCAUAAUAUGGUUGAGAUGGAGAAGAAGAAAAAGAAGAAUUGAGAGGUGGACCAAAAGCCCAAACUCGUUGUCUGGCCGGGCCUACUCCUUGUCAUCAACGGACAGAGAUGACAUCAACUUCGUCUCCAUUCCAGGACUACCUGUCCGAUUCGACUACAAUGAGCUGGCGGUCGUGACCGAGGGCUUCAAGAACCAGAUCGGAUCGGGGGGGUUUGGCACAGUGUACAAGGGGACCCUCAGAGAUGGAACCGAGGUUGCAGUGAAGAAGAUCACGUGCUUGGGUUCGCGCGGUAACAAGGAGUUCCUGACCGAGAUUGCAGUCAUCGGGAAGAUCCACCACAUCAACCUGGUGAGGCUGAAAGGGUUCUGCGCAUACCGGGGGCAGAGAUUUCUGGUGUACGAGUUCAUGAACCGCGGGUCGCUGGACCGCACGCUAUUCGGAGGGGAGAACGCUGAGGAGCGGCUUCUCGAGUGGAGGGAGAGGUACGAGAUCGCACUCGGGACGGCCCGAGGGCUCGCGUACCUGCACACAGGAUGCGAACACAAGAUCAUCCACUGCGACGUGAAGCCUGAGAACAUCCUCCUCCACGACGCCUCCCAGGUGAAGAUAUCCGACUUUGGGCUCUCAAAACUGCUGAGCCCAGAGCAAUCUGGGCUGUUCACAACCAUGAGGGGGACGCGUGGGUACCUGGCACCAGAAUGGCUCACCAGCUCAGCCAUCUCAGAUAAAACCGACGUGUACAGCUAUGGGAUGGUGCUGCUUGAAAUAGUGAGGGGGAGGAAGAACUCGUGUGUCCAGUACACACCCACAAAUCAACGCCCGAUGUACUUCCCGCUGUUUGCUUUGGAAAUGCACGAGGAGGGACGAUACCUACAAUUGUUGGAUCCAAGGCUGGCGGGGAGGGUGAGGAUGGAAGAGGUGGAGAGGGUCGUACGGGUGGCCCUGUGCUGUGUUCACGAGGACCCAAGCCUCAGGCCCUCAAUGAGCAACGUGGUGGGGAUGUUGGAGGGGGGGAUGCCCCCAAGUGAGCCCAGGGUGGAGUCGCUUAAUUUCCUGAGGUUCUAUGGAAGGAGAUUUACAGAGACAUCAAGAGGGGAGGAGACGAAUAACGAGUUUGUUGUGUACGGCUCCACAACCUCAUAUAAUUCCCUCUCCUACAUGUCCUCGCAGCAGGUCUCAGGACCCAGAUAG
Messenger RNA from Striga hermonthica, 2622 nucleotides. The record is from the annotation of a GenBank genome assembly. NCBI's taxonomy places the organism in Eukaryota, Viridiplantae, Streptophyta, Magnoliopsida, Lamiales, Orobanchaceae.